Messenger RNA from Eriocheir sinensis (Chinese mitten crab), 3164 nucleotides. Its product is annotated as BUB3-interacting and GLEBS motif-containing protein ZNF207-like. The transcript has 8 exons. Gene Ontology annotation, molecular function: DNA binding. NCBI's taxonomy places the organism in Eukaryota, Metazoa, Arthropoda, Malacostraca, Decapoda, Varunidae. Gene Ontology annotation, cellular component: nucleus. The record is from RefSeq and is a predicted model, not a curated record. Bases 128 to 1813 code for a protein of 561 amino acids.
UCUGGAGUCAAAUUUGGCGCCGCUCCCCUGCUGCCCUCUGCUGCCUGUCUGCCGCACACACCACCCAGGGAGGACGACGCAGCUGCCAUAUUGUGUAGCAGAAACCUCGGCGAUCAAGUAAAUUAAAAUGGGACGGAAGAAGAAGAAGCAGACGAAGCCCUGGUGCUGGUAUUGCAACCGUGAGUUUGAUGAUGAGAAGAUCUUAAUACAGCACCAAAAGGCAAAACACUUCAAAUGUCACAUAUGUCACAAGAAGCUUUACACUGGCCCAGGCUUAUCCAUCCAUUGCAUGCAGGUACACAAGGAAACCAUAGACAAAGUGCCCAAUGCCCUGCCCAAUCGUAACAACAUUGAAAUAGAAAUUUAUGGGAUGGAGGGCAUCCCUGAGGAGGACCUCAAGGAACAUGAGCGGCAGCGUGCUGGCAGGAUGGGCAGUAGCAACAGGCGGCAGGAAGAAGAGGACGAUGAAGACUCACAGUCAAGUCUGCCAGGCCAGUCCAAUCCUCCCCCCCCAGCAGUGCCUUCCCAGGGUCCUCCAGGACCCAUGGGACCAAUGAUGGGGCCAAAUGGCCCAAUGAUGCCAAUGAUGGGGCCUAUGGGGCCUAUGGGUCCUAUGCCUCCUUACAUGGGUGGACAUGGAAUGAUGGCUGGCCACAUGGGCCACUUAGGUCCCAUGCCCCCACCAGGAGCUCCCCCAGGAACCACACCUCCCAACACUCAGCCACCCAACAAACCACUCUUCCCUUCAGCUGUCCAGCAGCAAACAACGGCUGGCAACUCUCAGAUUGGCCCCAUUAAGCCAGCGUUCCCAGCAUACAGUCAAGCCAAUGGCCAGUCUACCCCCAACGCUCAGCCCUCCAAUACUCCCAGCGGACCACCUGACAAAGGAGAGACCAAAAAGCCAGCUCUCAUAACCACAGUGUCUGCAAAUUCUCGUAUCAUACAUCCAGAGGAGGAUAUUUCUCUGGAAGAGAAGCGGGCAGGUAUGCCUCGAUACCAGCAGGCACCCCGAGCCUCCCCACAAAGGGCUCGGGCGCCUGCUCCUGCUCCCCCCCCCCAGCGCGUGGAGUCUCCACCCGUGAGUACUGCACCUUCACGCCUCUCUCAACUUGUGCCUGCCUGCCUGGACCAUUUCUACCCACCGGCGAUGUGUUUAGACACACAGGAGGAACGUCGCAUGAAGAUGGCCCGCUACAGUCAGGCAAGUGCCGCUGCUGCAGCGAUGGCCAUGGGUGGAGUGCUGACCCAUCCAGGUGGGGUGCGGCCCACCCACCCUGGAGUGGUGGUGGAGGCUCCCCCCAUGGUGUCUACUAUAGUGCCCACCAUGGUGACCACCAUGUCACCAGCCAUGGUGCACACAGGACACAUGGCCAUACCUGUGUCACUGCCCACAAUUAUGCGGCCGAACAUGCAACCAAUAAUGACGCCUCAGCCAAUGGUGUCAGCUGCCGUGCCUACGGUUUCUGCCAUGCCUGGAGGCAUGCCCCCCCUCCCCAUUGGAGGUAUGAGACCACCCAUAGGUCUGCCACAAGUUCUUGACUCGGAAGAAUGGUGGAGGCAUCUGGCAUCCAUACACACUCCCAUUCGUCUCAGCGCGGGGCCUACCGAAGGCCACAGAUCAUUUUCCACUCUUGUUCGGAACACAUCUGGCAUGGCUCGUGAUGCGUCAAGCAGUUCCUCUGCUCCGGGCGGAAGUAGAGCGUGGGCGAAUCAAGCGCUGCCCGGCCAUGGGCAAAUGGCUCCAGGGAUUGCCGGUCCACCAAUGAUGGGCGCCCCUAUGAUGGGUGGACACAUGAUCCCUCGCUUCAGGUGACCACCUGGUCCUGGUAUGUAACCAGCAGGUAGGAGCUACAGGAUGGGCAGCAGCAGCAGUGGCAGAAGCAGCAGCAGCAGUAGUAGCAGCAGCAGCAGAAGCAGCAGCAGCAGCAGCAGGCCGAUGCUGGUGAGGCAACACACGCAUGCCCUCGUCAUGACUGAUAGCCUCCUCACCGACCCUCCCUCGCUCGCUCGCUAAGCACACUAGCGCAGUCAGUCACUAAGUUGGCCUGUGUGGCAAACCAACACACAUCUGGGACAACCCAAGAUAAGUCUGCUGUCCUCAUGCAUUGCAAUAGGCAAGAACCUUCAAACACCACUCAGGCUAAGCAAUGUCCACAUUUAGGAAAAAAGAUGAUGUAGGAAAUAGUCGCAUCCACCUAAUAGGUCUAUAUAUGCUUUGAGUGAUCGUCUUUGUGUGGAUUUAAUUUUGAUUUGCAGUAAUGAUAUGAAGUUAUCAUUGGUCCCUAACACUGUUGGUUUUCCAUCACAGUUGGGUUAGUCCUGUGUGGACAAGCUAACACUGCAUCAUUCUGCAGCAAGCAUCUUUUAUCAUCUGUUAUUGACUUCUUUGUCUCCCAUCAUUGCUCUUUUAUCAGUGUUAAAAUGUUUACCCACAAGACUGUCGUUUGUGUGCCGCCCACGUGGAACUUGUGUUUGAGCAAGUGGUGCCUGUAUAGUUGCUCCUGUAUACGUGCUUUUUGGGACCCACACUUGACUGUAUGUAUCUUUGCCCUGAUCCAGCUCAAGUGUGCAGGAACAGUCUCCCAGGUGCCACAUCUGUGCCUCCUAAUUUCCUUCAUCUGCUUCAAAUAAAUCACAGUUAUCAAAAUUGUUGGGAACUUAACAUGGGGAUUGAUUCCUGUGUGGAUGUGGCUUGUGGAGUGAAAUUCUGGUGCUUACUUGGGCCCGGAUGGAGGUGUGAACUCAACUUUCCUCUUGAGCGUGGGAGCACUUGUAUCAUAGUGUUUUAGGUUCCAUCAUUCUUUUCAGUGACAAAUGUGUAUUGUGAAAUUUCUCUUAAGGUAAGAAACUGUUUAGUUGAUAAGGUAAGAAAGUGUUUAGUAUAGAGAUGAAGUAGUUCUUGACUGAAGCACUGUUGGAAAUUUUCGUACCAAUACAGAUGUUUACAGCAGGUUAGUCCAUUUACAUAAUUUUUGGCCAGUUGUACAAAUAACUUUGUAAAUUGUUGAAAGGGGGAUCCCAUUAGCACCCGUAAGUACAUUUUUUUGUAUUUAUUAUUGUCACAUUAUUUACUGCCUGGAGAACUAGCAGACUCCAGUGAUCAGCUUUGUUAAAUUACUAUAUCCUAUUUACUGUAUGUUGUGAAAUAAAUACAGAUUAAGUUG